This is a messenger RNA of Symbiodinium sp. CCMP2592, 1644 nucleotides long. NCBI's taxonomy places the organism in Eukaryota, Dinophyceae, Suessiales, Symbiodiniaceae. The record is from the annotation of a GenBank genome assembly.
AUGUCCAUGGCUCGACCAAGCAUCCGGAUGGGCUACGAGGGCGGCGUGUUACUAACUCACAUGUCCCAGAACAAGCAAGCGCCGAAGUGGAGCUUUGCUGGAAAAAGCCCUGGCAGUGGCAUCAGACCGAAGACGCCUGGGCCUGGCACUUAUGGCCAUCAGACGUCCCAGUCCUGCAGGAUCAGGCAGCCUUGCCACGGCUUCGGCUCCGCAGCUCGCGACAAGGCUGGCAUGGCUUUGGCCUCGCCCGGGCCUGGUGCCUACGGGGCCAGCGAAUCCUACGGCUCAAAGCGCCCCCGUUCUGCUGGCCCUGUGUUCGGCAGAGCUGCUCGUGGGCUCGGGUCUGGAAGGGACACGCCAGGCCCUGGCUCCUAUGUGCCAAACGUAAACUCGACGAGGCCGCAGUUCCCGCGACACACUUGCACUCCCCGAAGAGACGGGGCCGACUGGGGACACCGAAAGUGCUCCACCACACCCGGCCCGGGUACCUAUGGCCAUGGUGGUGCGGCUGGUGCGGGCUCGGAGAGUCCAGUGUCAAAGUCCGCCCCGAGAUGGGCGUUUGGCACUGCCGACCGAGGCGUCCGAGCAAACGGCGAGAAUCCGGGACCUGGCCAAUACGACCUCCGAUCCCGAGUCGCCGGACCGAAGUUUUCGAUUCGAUGCCGCAACGAGUCGGCCCGGUCCGGGCGCCUUUGGUGGGAUGUACACCCAGUUCGGCUACUGAGGCGCUUGGCGGAGAGCGGUGAUCUGGCUGACCAGCACCGCUUCGCACCUAAGUUUGCAAUCGGCUUCCGAGUGAAGUCGGAUGUCGGUCUAAGCUGUUUCUUGACUCCCGGGCGGAAGCUGGUCGGUAAACUGCUGUCGAAUCGGAUCACAUCAGACUUCCAGCGACACGACGUGCUGCCAUCUGGAGAGGUGCUGCACUUGGGAUCCCUGGGUUGCCCACCGGAGCAAGUCAGAGCGGCAGAGCCAGAGGCGGACCGAAGGAUUCAGCGGCGCCACAGCUCUGAGACGAAGCGGCGUACACAUGACAAGGCCUGGGCCGCCGUGCUCUACUCGGAGGCCACCGAGGCGCCCGCGUCACCGAGGCGGCGCUUGGCGCUGGCGCUGGGACUUGAAUUUAUCUGCGAGGUCGUUCGCAGGCGCACGUCCACCGGAACUUUUCAAGAGAUGAGUGCCGAAGCUGAACUGAUUUCUGCACGUCAGCCAUACUUCGUGCAUCUGGAUUUGAAGACGUUUUCCGAACAGGAACAGGUGCGUGCAGCCCUGCUUCAUGUGCCUGAGACGGUGGCAGUUGCACUUGUCUUUGACUCUACUGUCGCCACCAGUGACGGCGAAGUGCUCUUCAAGGGCACGGACGUAGCAUUCCGCAAGGUGACGUCAGAACAGAUCAAGAAAGCCAUGGAAAGCCGGAUGGCGGAGGAUGAUCAGAAAAUCUAUGAGGUGCCAGUCUCCCUUUUAAAGGACGGCUUGUCCAGUCUCUUCAUCCAGGUCGAGCCAACGCAGGAAUUGGAUGUGCGGACGCUCUUUGCAGCAGAGGGCUUUAUCCAUGGUGAGGUAGUGGAAGCAAUUGAAGUUGGCAGCAGCAGCAGCAGCAGCUGCCCACGUACGGAAGGCUCGGACCGCCCAUCGCACAGAGCAUGA